AAGCGUCUCGCUGCACCGCUCUGCUUCUCUCAAAGUCACACAACCUUCUCUCCGCUUUCUCACAUACCCACCAGUUCACCUUUUGCCUCUACCCUUCUCUCCUUCUCUCUCUCUCUUUCUCUCUCACACCCUCUACCUCUGCAACGGGCUCGGCUUUUCCUUUUAAAAAAGAUCUUUUUCACAGCAGGUUGUUGUCCGAGCUCCGAAAGGUAAAGGGUAACGGACGACUUUGCAGCCUGUUGGCGUUUCUGCGAUCGCCAGGUGAGAGGCAUGUGUUCGGCGUCUUCCUUACUGCUGCUGGGGAGCUGUCUCCUGGUGCUGGCACCCACGGCCCAGGCAGCCCCGGCGACAUGCCCCAGCCAGUGCCACUGCCACGGGGACCUCCAGCACGUCAUCUGCGACAACGUGGGCCUGAAGAAGAUCCCCCGGGUGUCGGAGGCCACCAAGCUGCUCAACAUGCAGAGAAACCCCCUGGGCAGCCUGCCCUCGGGCUCCUUCAGCGAGAGCACGGGCCUGGUGUCGCUGCACCUGCAGCACUGUCAGAUCCGCGAGGUGGCCGGCCAGGCCUUCAAGGGGCUCAAGAAGCUCGUCUACCUCUACCUGUCCAACAACGACAUCGCCAGCAUCAAGCCCGGCGCCUUCGAAGACCUGGCGGAGCUCACCUACCUCUACCUGGACGGCAACCGCAUCGCCGACCUGCCCAAGGGCGUGUUCGCGCCCAUGGUCAACCUGUUCAUCCUGCAGCUCAACGACAACCGGCUCCAGGAGAUCCGGCCGGGGACCUUCACGGGGGCCAAGGACCUGCGGUGGCUGCACAUGAGCGGCAACCAGCUGAGCGCCCUACAGCCGGGCUCUCUGGACGACGUGGAGAACCUGGCCAUCCUGCACCUGGACCGGAACAGGCUGACCUCCUACCCCCUCGCCGCCAUGAGCAAGCUGAGGGUGGUGGAGGAGCUCACGCUGGGCAGGAACCCCAUGAGGAACAUCCCGGACCUGGCCUUCCAGAGCUUCGGACGCUACAUGGAGAGGCUGCACCUGGAUAACAUGGGUCUGAUGAAGUUCUCAGACGGUGCGUUCACCGGCGUGACGGCGGUCAAGUCCCUGCACCUGGAGGGCAACAAGCUGAGGUCCCUGCCAAGGAGCCUGGAGUUCAGCACCCUCACCAACCUCACCCUGGCCCAGAACCCCUGGACCUGCUCCUGCACCCUGGCCCCGCUCCGACGGUGGAUGGAUUCCAGUCGCAUCCGCCCAGACGCCCUGUGUGCCUCACCAGUGCUGCAGAAAGGCAAGCAGGUCAAAGACAGCAGCGCCUUCAGCGGCUGCAAAGUCAAGACCAAGAAGGCCAAGAAGGACACAGAGCCCCAAUUGAACAGGCUACGCUGAGGGGCGGUCAGGUGACCCGCCACGCUCGAAAGAACGCUACGCUACAUGUGCUGCAAGACCAACACACACUCACACACACAAACACACUCACUCACACGCACACACACGCACACACACACACACACACUCAAAUGCGGCAACGCGUGUUAAUGUUCGCACACUCAUGAACUUACAGAAACAGAAACACCCAAACAAACUAAAAAUACUUAAUGCUUUAAUAUACAAACUAUAAAAACAUGUUUUAUAUAGAAGCGGCGAUCAGUCAAAGAGUUUCUUCAGUUGCGAGUUGUUUGAAACAACGUCAUUCCUAUGAGAGCAAGGUUAAUGCAAAAGUAUGUGAUACAUGCGUGCACCGAAUUCUUACGAGUUUCAAUAAAAAUAAAAGUUGAAAUAUCAAAAAAAAA
This is a messenger RNA of Gadus chalcogrammus (walleye pollock), 1787 nucleotides long. RefSeq names its product chondroadherin (gene chad). The record is from RefSeq and is a predicted model, not a curated record. The coding region runs from base 271 to 1383 and encodes 370 amino acids. Gene Ontology annotation, molecular function: protein binding. NCBI's taxonomy places the organism in Eukaryota, Metazoa, Chordata, Actinopteri, Gadiformes, Gadidae. The transcript has 4 exons.